Molecule: messenger RNA, 9392 nt
Organism: Osmerus eperlanus (European smelt)
Lineage: Eukaryota; Metazoa; Chordata; Actinopteri; Osmeriformes; Osmeridae
Gene: fryl
Product: furry homolog, like
Biological process (GO): neuron projection development; cell morphogenesis
Cellular component (GO): site of polarized growth; cell cortex
Source: RefSeq, a predicted model, not a curated record
CCCCUGCCGAGCACACAGGUGGGGUUAGCUGCUGGGAUCUGGGCUGACGACAGCUGCUUCUCUGGGCUUCAGCUGGCACAGAGACGCAGGGCAGUGCAGGGCUCAGAGAGUUAGAGUAGAGUAGAGCACAGUACAGUAGAGUUCAGAGAGGUAGAGUACAUUACAGCAGACUGCAGUAACAGUACAGCAGGCUGCAGGUUAGUAAAGGGGUGGCCUGGCCUUCAGGCGAGGGAGAGAGAAAGAGAGGGAGAAAGAGAGGGAGAGAGAGAGGGAGAGGGAGAGAAGGGAGUCGGGGUGAGAUGGGGUUGCAGGACCUAGGCCACACAGUGACAGAGCGGUUGGACUGAGAGCUGGACUAAGAGAGGGAGAGCUACAAAGAGACAAGUGAAGAAGCAUAAAGAGAGAGAGAUGAAGACUUGUUGUGCAGAGAGAGACAUUGACGUAUAGAGGCAGAGAGAGAGAGAGUGAGUGAUAAAGAAGGUAGCGAGGCGUGGUGCGCGGAGAUGGAGUUCCUAAGGAGCCUGGUCCCCACGGUAAUAUCAGGGGAGGGGGUUGCCCCGGAGACGGCGUUGUCGCGGGGGAAGGGGGCGGCGGCGGCGUUGCCGCGGGAGACGGGCCCCCGUCUGCUGAGCAUGAAGCGCCUGAGCCUGCUGGCCAUGGUCUCGACCGUCCAGGAGGAGGACGCCUUCCCCAGGCCCCCGCGCCCCACUGGCCUGAGAGGACACCUCCUCCAUAUUAGACGAGAACUCUCCUAUCCUGACGAUGACGAUGCUUGUGGUGGGUGUGGUCGUCAUGCCUCGGCCCCGGUCAGCAGCGUGAGCAGACGGCGCCCCCCCCCCACAGCCCCCCCCUCGUGGGAGAAGCGCUCGGCCGCCAUCAUGUCCAGCAUCACCAUCGACCCCGAGCUCAAGCCGGGGGAGUUCGUCAUCAAGAGCCUGUUCGCCGAGUUUGCCGUGCUGGCGGAGAAGAAGAUAGAGGUGGUGAUGGCAGAGCCUCUGGAAAAGCCCUUGUCCAGAUCUCUCCAGAGGGGAGAAGAUGCACAGUUUGAUCAGUUAAUAAGCUCUAUGAGCUCCAUAGCAGAGCACUGUUUGCCCUCGCUGCUGCGGACACUGUUUGACUGGUACCGCCGCCAGAGCGGGACCGAGGACGAGUCCUACGAGUACAGGCCUCGCUCCAGCACCAAGUCCAAAGGGGAUGAACAGCAUCGUGAUAAAGACUACCUGCUGGAGAGGAGGGAUCUAGCCAUAGAUUUCAUGUUCUGUUUAGUUUCAGUAGAAGUUUUAAAACAGAUUCCUCUUCAUCCAGUGCCAGAUGCUUUAGUACAUGAGGUUCUGAACCUGGCAUUCAAGCACUUUAAACACAAAGAGGGGUACUCGGGGCCCAACACUAGCAACGUGCACAUCAUCGCAGAUCUGUAUGCGGAGGUCAUCGGAGUGCUCACACAGUCCAAGUUCCAGGCCGUGAGGAAGAAGUUCACCACGGAGCUGAAGGAGCUGCGUGUGAAGGAGCAGUCCCCCCACGUCAUCCAGUCCAUCAUCAGCCUCGUCAUGGGCAUGAAGUUCUUCAGGGUCAAGAUGUACCCUGUGGAGGACUUUGAGGCCUCCUUCCAGUUCAUGCAGGAGUGUGCCCAGUAUUUCCUGGAGGUGAAGGAUAAAGACAUCAAGCAUGCUCUGGCCGGCCUAUUUGUGGAGAUCCUCAUUCCUGUAGCUGCUGUUCCAGUGCACCACAGGAGGAGUGUGUUCCCCCAGCAGUCUCUGAGACACAGCCUGUUCAUGCUGUUCAGCCACUGGGCCGGGCCCUUCAGCAUCAUGUUCACCCCACUGGACCGAUACAGCGACCGCAACAUGCAGAUCAACAGACACCAGUACUGUGCUCUCAAGGCCAUGUCUUGCUGGUUGUGCUGUGGGCCUGUAGCUGACAACGUGGGCCUGUCUUCAGACGGCUACCUGUACAAGUGGCUGGACAACAUCCUGGACUCCCAGGACCGCAAGGGUAGGCACCUGGGCUGCGAGGCGGUGAUGCUGCUGCUGGAGCUGAACCCGGAGCAGAGUAACCUGAUGUUCUGGGCGGUGGACCGCUGCUACACGGGCUCCCGCAGGGUGGCCGCCGGCUGCUUCAGGGCCAUCGCCAACGUCUUCCACAACAGGGACUAUCAGUUUGACACGGUUGUGCUGCUCAACCUCAUCCUGUUCAAGGCUGCAGACUCCUCCAGAGACAUCUAUGAAGUAGCCAUGCAGCUGCUGCAGAUCCUGGAGCCCAAGCUGUUCCGCUACGCUCACAAGCUGGAGGUGCAGCGCUCAGACGGGAUCCUCAGCCCGCCCUCCGCCCUGCCCCACCUCUACUCCGUCUCCUACUACCAGCUGUCUGAGGAGCUGGCCCGCACCUACCCCGAGCUCACCCUGCCCAUCUUCUCAGGUACGAGCCAGCGCAUCCACACAGCGCACCCUGGUGGGCGCCUGAUGCUGCACUACCUGCUGCCCUGGAUGAACAACGUGGAGCUGGUCGACCUGAAGCCGUCGCCACGGCGACAGGAGGAUGCUACCGUUGCCGGGGAGGAGGAAGACGAGGAGAGGCGGCGCGGGGAGAGGGAGAUGACGAUGUUGAACAGCCGACGCUGGCUGAGGGGGGGAGGGCUGGGGGCUCCCCCGCACGGAACCACCAUGGUCCUAAACAACCUCAUGUUCAUGACCCGCCAAGGUACCACGGCCACCACACCAGGAACCACACACCUUAUGGGGACGAGUUUGCAGUGGUAGGAGAUAGAGAGUGUGUGGUGCACCCUGGCAGACAGCUGGCCCAGCAACCUGAAGAUCAUCCUGCACUUCCUCAUCAGCAUGGCCGGAGUCAACAGUGACCCCAGCCUGCUGCCUUAUGUGAAGAGAGUGGUGGUGUACCUGGGCAGGGACAAGACCAUGCAGCUCCGAGAGCUGAUGUGUGAGCUGGAGGUGAUGGACCCCGUGAGCUCGGCCGUGGCUCACAUUGGACAACCCCCCUACUACCGGGUCAGCUCCAGCCUCAAGGUGCCCCCGCUGGCCUCGGGCACGGCCUCCAGCAGCAACACCAUGGUGCCCGGCCCCGACCCUGCACAGGACCGCACCAAGGACCCCAACAUGGAGGACAGUUACCCCCACCUGGACAUCCAUGGGGGGCUGAACAGUAAUCUGAACCGGCAGCACCAUCGUCUGGAGUCUCGCUACAGCAGCAGCUCUGGUGGCUCCUACGAGGAGGAGAAGAGUGACUCCAUGCCCCUGUAUGCUAACUGGCGUCUGAAGGUGAUGGACCACAACCGGCCCGAGCCCCUCCCCUUCCCCCCCGCUGGGGGCUGCUGGUCGCCCCUGGUGGACUACCUCCCCGAGACCAACACCCCUGGCACACCCCUGCACAGGUGUAACAUAGCAGUGAUCCUGCUGACUGACCUCAUCGUGGACCACGGGGUCAAGGUGGACUGGAGCGCCUACCUCCACCUCCUGCUGCACGCCAUCUUCAUAGGGUUUGACCACCAGCACCCGGAGGUUUAUGAACACUGCAAACGCCUGCUGCUGCACCUGCUGGUCGUCCAGGGAACCAACAGCAGCAUCCAAUCACUGGCCUCCGUCCUGCUGAGGAACCGUGAGCACAACGAGCCCAGGGUUCUGACCGUGAAGACCCCCUCCCACGAGUUUAACCUCACAGGAGUGAGUGAGUUCGCCCCAGACUACCAGCCGUCCCCCAUGACAGACUCAGGCCUGAGUUCCAGCUCCACCUCCUCCAGCAUCAGCCUGGGGACCGGGGGGGUCCCGGGGGGCCCGUCCAUGCCCUCCCUCACCCCCUCCCUGCUCAGCGAGGUGGACGUCACCGUGGAGCACGACCUCAAGGUCAAGGCCCUCAUCGAGUUCAUCACCUCCAGGAAGCGAGGCCCGCUGUGGAACCACGAGGACGUGUCUCCUAAGAACCCCAACAUCAAGAGCGCCGAACACCUCAGUGUCUUCCUCAGACACGUGGUCGCCGUGUUCAGACACUCCCCCGCUGGGUUCCAGCUGGAGUCCCUGCUGAGUGAGGCCGCCCUGCAGACGGCCCUGUCCUGCCCCUCCCGACACUACGCCGGACGCUCCUUCCAGAUCCUGCGGGCGCUCAAGCAGCCGCUCACGCCCGCCACGCUGUCAGACAUCCUGGCCCGCCUCGUAGAGACCGUGGGGGACCCCGGGGAGGAGGCCCAGGGCUUUGUCAUCGAGCUGCUGCUGACUCUGGAGUCUGGCAUCGAUACGCUGGCCGACACGGUCAAGAACUACGACCUCCUCACGGCCCUGGCAAAAGCGUCGGCUCAUGAACACCUGCUGGGGGCAAAGUUCGCGGCCAACAGGAAGAGCACGGGCCAGAUCAACCUGAGCAGCGGAGGCCUGUUCCACCACGCCCCCUACGGCCACGCCCACCACGGCCACGCCCACUACCCCGGCCACGCCCCCGGCCACGCCCGCAGCAACUCGCUCCGCGCCAGCCUGAUGGGCGAGCGCAAGGCCGACCGCCGCCGUAGCAACACCCUGGACGUCGCCGACCGUCUGGGCGGUAGCCACGGCAACCUGGCGCGCACGCGGAGCUUGUCGUCGCUGCGGGAGGGGGGCGGGGCGGGGGGCACCGGGGCAGGCGGAGGAGGGGAAGCCACGCCCCCCGUGGACCCCUCCAACCUGAUGGCGACGGUGUUCUGGAUCGCGGCGUCGCUCCUCGAGUCGGACUACGAGUUUGAGUACCUGCUGGCGCUCCGCCUCCUCAACAAGCUGCUGGUGCAGCUGCCCCUGGAGCGGGCCGACAGCCGCCAGCGCCUGGAGCGCCUGCAGGCGCUGCUCAAGUGGUACACCUUCCCCGGGCUGCUGCAGCUCUUCCUGAAGGGCUUCACCUCCGCCUCCACCCAGGAGCUCAGCAUCCACCUGCUCAGCAGGCUGGUCAGCGUGUCGCGCCACACGCUGGUCGACCCCUCCCAGGUGGCAGGUUUCCCUCUCAACAUCCUGUGCCUGCUGCCCCACCUGAUCCAGCACUUCGACAGCCCCACGCCCUUCUGCAAGGAGACGGCCGACAAGAUCGCCAAGGUGUGCUCCGAGGAGAAGUCGGCCACGCUGGCCAACCUGGCCCACAUGAUGAGCCUGUACAGCACGCACAGCUACUCCAGAGACUCGGCCAACUGGAUCAACGUCGUGUGUCGCUACCUUCACGACGCCUUCGCCGACAUCACCUUCAACCUGGUCACCUACCUGGCGGAGCUCCUGGAAAAGGGGCUUCCCAGCAUGCAACAGUCUCUGCUGCAGAUCAUCUUCAGCCUGCUGAGUCACAUCGACCUGUCGGCCGCGCCCGUCAAACUGUUCAACCUGGAGAUCAUGAAGAUCAUCGGCAAAUACGUGCAGAGCCCGUACUGGAAGGAAGCCCAGAACAUCCUGAAGCUGGUGGUGUCUCGCUCGGCCAGCCUGGUGGUUCCUGAGGAGGUGCAGCGCUCCUACAGCGUGGAGUCCUCGGGGUCUCCAGAGAUCGCCUUCACACGCAUCUUCAACAACUCCUCCAAGGAGCUGCCGGGGAAAACCCUCGACUUCCACUUCGACAUCUCAGAGACGCCCAUCAUAGGGCACAAGUAUGGCGACCAGCGCAGCGCCGCGGGCCGGAACGGGAAGCCUCAGGUCAUCGCCGUGACGAGGAGCACAUCGUCCACCUCGUCGGGGUCAAACUCCAACGGCCUGGUGCCCGUCAGCUGGAAGAGACCCCAGCUCUCCCAGAGGAGGACCAGGGAGAAGCUCAUGAACGUGCUGUCUCUGUGUGGACCGGAGUCUGGCCUUCCUAAGAACCCCUCUGUUCUGUUUUCAUCCAACGAGGACCUGGACUCUGGGGACCAGCACACCAGCCUCAUCCCCACCGUGGAUGAGGUGUUAAGGGAGGAGGAAGUGAUGGGCGAGGACACAGGAAGUGAGCAGCAGUUUGGGGUCUUUAAGGACUUUGACUUCCUGGAUGUUGAGCUGGAGGAUGCAGAGGGGGAGAGCAUGGACAACUUCAACUGGGGCGUGCGUCGCCGUUCCUUGGACAGCAUGGACAAGGGCGACACGCCGUCCCUGCAGGAGUGCCAGUUCGCGGGCAGCACGCCCAGCCUGAACCUCACCAACCAGGAGGACACGGACGAGUCGUCUGAGGAGGAGGUACUGAGCGCUAGCCAGAUUCUCACCCGUCCUGGCCUCAUGAACAGCGACUCGGCCGCGGACGACGUCACGUCCAAUCAUGUGGACUCUCUGCAGCAGUCUCAGGAUUCGUCCAGCAGCGCCCUGACGGAGGACACCCUCCCCCUGCCCGGGCCCCCCCGCCUGGACAGCCCCGCCCCCCCGGACAUGGGCCAAUCAGAUGGCCAGCAGCCUGAGGACGCCGUGAGCAUGACGGCGGCGGACGAGCUCAGCAGCAGCGUGAGCGAGGACACGGGCUUCUGCAGCGCCCCACUCCUGCCCUCCGACCCCCCCGACUCCUCCGACCUGCCCGACCCCCCGGACCCCCCCGACGACCCCACCCCGCCGCCGGCCGUGGACGCGCCCGCGGGCUGGCUCUGCGAGGACGACCCCCCCACGCUGCUGCUGGCGUGCGGCUCGGUGUGCGAGGACGACGUGACGCUGGCGCUGAAGGAGCUGGAUGAGCGCUGCCAGGAAGAGGAGGCCCACUUCUCUGAGACGUCCAGUCAGGAUGAAGGUGAUGCAGAGGGGUUUCCAGAGAUCCAGGCCUCUCCUCCCCCAUCUCCCUUCCUCUCCGCCAUCCUGGCAGCGUUCCAGCCCGUUGCCUACGACGAUGAGGAGGAUGCCUGGCGUUGCCAUGUCAACCAGAUGUUGUCGGACUCAGACGGAUCGUCUGCUGUUUACACCUUCCACGUGUUCUCCAGACUCUUUCAGAGUAUGCAGAGGAAGUUUGGCUCCAUCACACACUCGUCGGUGCGUUUCCUUGGAGAGCGGCUACAGCGAAUGGGGAACCAGUUCCUGAGUUCCCUGGAGGUCAUGACCUCCCAGUCCCAGUGUCCCACAGUGCUGCUGGACGCAGAGACGCUGGUGUCUUGUGGUCUGCUGGAGACUCUGAAGUUCAGCGUUCUGGAGCUGCAGGAGCAUCUGGACACCUACAACAGCAAGAGAGAGGCUGCAGAGCAGUGGCUGGAGAACUGCAGAAAGACAUUUGGAGACAAGGACAGUAGCCAGCAUGCCAGCACCCAGGCCCAGCACAUGGAGAAUCUAGCAGAGUUGGAGCUGUGUCGCAGGCUGUACAAGCUGCACUUCCAGCUGCUGCUGCUGUUCCAGGCCUACAGCAAGCUCAUCAGCAGAGUGGACACCAUCAAGAGAGAGGCUGAGGUGACCAACAUGUCAGAAGAGCUGGCCAUCCUGGAGAGUUGUCUGAAGGAAGCGGAGCUUGGCGUUGAUGGACAGGAGGACCUGCCUGUGUCGGAGGCCUCCCAAACCACCACGGAGACAGCCAUCCAAUCGCUGGUGGAGACACUGAGGGGGCGGGACUUCAGCUCUGCCCUCACACAGGUCAAAACAUUCAGGUCUCUGUGGCCCAACGACAUCUUCGGCAGCGAGGCGGACGACGCGGUCCAGACGCUGCUGCACAUCUACUUCCGGCACCAGACGCUGGGCCAGACGGGCUGCGUCGCGGUGGUGGGGCCGAGCCGGGACCAGAGCCAGGCCAGCGCCCGCCUCAUGGAGAUCAACCUGCAGAUACGAGAGGCCCUGAGCCAGGCCCAGGCACCCCUGGUCAGCACCAGCCUGUGAGACCGGGCCUGACCGGACUGAACCGGACUAACCCAGCACCCCUUCCCCUUCCUCCACCUCCCCUCUGCUGGGGGAGGGGCUUCAGAAUGCAGGGAGGGGGGAGAGGGGCUUAGGGGGGGCGCUUGCUGCAAAGACUCCAUCUAUAAGGGCUAAGGAUCUGUAGGGAUUACUGUGACAUAAAUAACAUACUCAUAUUAAUAUAUAUAUAUAUAACAUACGAAUACUUACAGCUAAUAUCUGUUUUCCCAAACUAAGCCAACUUGCAAAAUUCAGCCGCAAUAAGUCAUGUUGUAUUGUGACUGCUAAGAUGACUGUUCAGAGGGAAAGACGGGGGGGUAGAGAGAGAGAGAGGAAGAGGGGUAAAGGGAUGGAGAGAGAAAGGGAGAGAGGAAGAAGAGGUGGAGGGCAGGGGGAUGAUGAUGCUAAUCUGGAAUCAUUUUGGCGGAGAUGACCUGCCAACCAGCCAACCAGUCAGCCAGCCAAUCAAGAGACGACAGUUCUGUCCGACUGGCACGAAGAAGACAAACACAGAAAGUCAAAACAAGAAAAAUAAAGUUUUCAGAAGCAUGCUUGGAAGAGGAAAAAGCACUGCAAGAAUAUUUUUUUGAGAAAUGUAUUUUUUAUUAGAGCUAACAUCCUAGGUUGUAAAUGUUCUGAUAUUUAACAUGUAAUCCUGAGGGCGCUGUUCGAACCCAGAGCUUGUAAAAAGAGAAUUUACCAGUUUAUUGAACCCGCUUCAGUUUAUGGAUCCUUCUUCUGAGAGGAGCGGCCGCAGAUGAAACUCACUCUGUAACCAAAUACAUAGCUGCCUUUAGAGACUAGCCUGUGUGGUGUGUGCAGGGCUCCCUGCUACACACUGAACCACACAUGCAGACGGUCGCACCGAAGUGCAGACUGGCUACUCAUUAUGAAAAACAUCAAUAACUUAUUUUACUCUGUAUAUAUUUUAGAAAAUGUAUAGUGCAAACCCAGUAUUUUUUCCCCUUGUACUUUUGUGUAAAGCACUGUUAAUCCCAGCCGGGAGAGAGAGCGGCCAGGAGAGACCAGAUACGAGUCCCAAACAACCCUCUGCUAUCGCCAUCCUCUCGUCUGCUCUCCCCAGAGCCUGGUUCCUGGGUGGUCCUCUUGCUCAAGGCUGUGGGGGGUUUCUGAGGACUGGACUUGUAAACGCCUCAGAACCGGAGGGAGGGAGGGAUGGAGGGUGUUGAUCUGAGCUCCCAGUUGGAACAUCCCGAUCUGGCCCAGUCAUCAUUCCUUCUCACCACUGUGAUGUCCAUGUUGAUUCUGCCCCAUCCCACCCCACGGGUUGGACUGAGGGACAGCGGGAGGGGGAGGGGGGGGGGGGGAGUGGGAGUGACAGCCACACUGAAGGUGCACCUGGGCCACUAGACGUGGAGAGGGGACGUCUCACGGCCAUGUUUGUCACGGCACAUUGUAACGAUCACUGUAGCCAUUCCUCACAGAGCUGUUCUGUUGCUUGUCUGCUACAUUCGUAUGCUGUUAUUUAAUGGAUAUAUUAUUUACCUGGAAAAUAUCGUUUUUAUGUAGAGGCGCGUUACACUUUCUGCCGCAGGCUUUCUUUCAUUUUCUUGUCAUCUCACAUACCAGCCUUCUCUCUGGAUAAAUAAAAAUCUGAUCCUAUGA